UUGACAUCAGCUUACUUGGAGAGGCACAUGAGUGGAAUCAACGACGAGCUAAAAGUGCUUUAGAAAAACAUCAAUCUCCAGUCAUCAUUGACAACACCAACACUCAGGCUUGGGAGAUGAAGCCUUAUGUGUCUAUGGCCUUGAAGUACGGUUACCACAUCAAAUUUGUUGAACCGGACACCACAUGGAAAUGGAAUGUUAAAGAACUGGCAAGACGGAAUCAACAUGGGGUAAACAUGGCGGCCAUAAUAAGAAUGAAAGAACGGUUUGAACAUGGUAUGACUGUGGAAAAGAUUACAAACUCCGAGAAAAAACUUGAUGCAGAUAGGACUGGAAAUGAAACUGUGACUACAAAGGGCACUGGUAGCGACAAUCAGAAUCCCAGUCCCAGACCUCAAAGUUUAUCAAAAGAGAGAAGCCCACAGGAACUGGAUACGAGAAGGGCGGAGAACUAUGAGGUUACGUCUGGAGAGAAAACUACUUCGAAACUUGAAGUGAGUGAAAAGAUAAGUUCCUUGCAAGUUAUGGAAGAUCAAAGUAGCUCUGAAGCGAAAGAAGAACAAUUUAAUGGGCUCAGAAAUUCAAGCGAGAAAUGUGUUAACCUGGAUGAGAAAUCAGUCAGCGACUCCAAAACUGGAGAUAGGGAAGAAAACUGCACUCACUCUGCAGUGAAUGAUCUUGACAUCGGCAAACUCGAAGAAGGAGCAGAUUGUAGCUUGACAGGAGAAUAUGAUGUCAGUUCUAGUCCAAAGCCACAGCGGAUUCAAAGGGUGAGAAACAGGAGAACACCAAACAGACAACAGCAUAUCAAUACAGAGCUGUCAGCACUUGACACUGAACAUGAACGCCAGGGUAACUGCUCGUCCUGUGACAAUCUUGAUAAACCCGACCUGCAUAAGAUGCCCAGCCAAGGGGAGGCAUCAGAAGAAAGCAGCCCGGUAUAUCGUGUGGAGACUCUAUCAAGACUUGCGUCCUUAGCUAACAAUUGUACAGUUUCUCCCGUUGUUUCUUCGAGUGGAAGUGUCAUGGACAGUCCCGCAGUUACUGAAUCAGCAGAUGUAUCGAAGUCGUCAAUCUCCCCGCUCUCGCACAAUCCGUUAACAGACUGUCAGCCAAUCACAGACCCGGUAAACCCUGCUUGUUUAAAUGCUUCUUCCUUGGAGUCUGAUGGAGACGCAGAGGAGAAGAGUGACUCGAGCAAGGAGCCCAUUAAGGGAAAAAUCACUUGUGAGGUAGAAUUCCCCAACAGAAGGACGUCAUUGCCUCUUACGCUCACUCUUGAAGAUGACGUCACAGACGCAUACAGCGGAAGUGACGUGGAAAGACAUGGAGAGCCUUCUGGAGGCAAUUCUAUCCCUACCCCUCCACCCUUGUCAGCACUUCUGGCGUCAGCUUCAAGAACGAAAUUGAAAAGACGCGCAAGGUCCAACAGCGAUCCAACUCAGCCAAUCACAGACUCGGUGAACUCUCCCGAGGGAAUCACUCUGAAACUGCCUCGGGAACCUAAUCAGGUCGCCGGGGAACUGGAACCGAAUGAGUCGUUACAAAGUGUUUGCAAUGAUAACUCUGGUCAAGAAAACAUCACUUCAGACAAAGAUGUUUCCACUGACGCGCAGAACCUGUCUGACGUAUCUGACGUGUCACCGAGUUCAUCCGGGGACUCGCCGAAUGACAUGUCCGCCCAGCUGGAGUUUUUGAAAACGUGUUUCCCGGAUGUGGGUAGUGAUUUGAUGAACGCGUUGUUAACCACUAAUAGCGGCGAUGUGAUGAAAGUAGUUGAUGAAUUGCUGGCCAGCGGCAGUGCAGAAGAAAAAUCGGCUGAAGACACAGAAGUGGCCGAAGAGAACGUUUCCUCAACUGAACUUUCAAACAUUCCAAAUUCGCCUCCAUUGCCCGUGCAUAACACACCCUUCAACGCUUCGAAUGAAGAAGAGCAAUCUCCACCACCCAAGGAAAUGGGCGAGGUCAUUGACCCCACUGGCGGGUUUAAUCAACAAAACACUGAUUCCCGUGAACAUGGCGAGAUUUCCAGCGACACUCCUCCUCAAGAGAACAGAGCAAGUCGUCCCAGGGAUCUGGAACCCAGGCCUCUGACCCGAGGUCAGUCCUCUAGUCAAAGCAGCACCGCAACUUUUCAGCUGACGCUUGAGCCCGCAGUAGCUCUACACCUCAUUGAGAUGUUCGGUUCUUUUGCUGGAGUUAACUUUCAAGAGGAUAUCAGUCACGAAGAUCUUAUCAUAGAUGUGGACAACUCUUUAGCAAGACAGUUGCAUAAAAAAUGGGAGAAGAGUAUCCAGAUGAAAAAGGGGAUUUCUGCUGUUAAAAGAGGUAGUUCAGAGAAAGCAAAAGUAGAACCAACUGGUAACGAUGCAAUCCAGCUUAAUCGUGACCAGCGGUCACCUCAGCGUCCGCGAAAUGAACCUCAAGCAGGAAACUUGAGAGAAAUCAUGGAUGAACAACUCGCGCUGGAGCUGAGCAGGAAUGUUAGUAUAUCGUAA
Messenger RNA from Orbicella faveolata, 2498 nucleotides. Its product is annotated as NEDD4-binding protein 2-like. Gene Ontology annotation, molecular function: endonuclease activity; ubiquitin binding. NCBI's taxonomy places the organism in Eukaryota, Metazoa, Cnidaria, Anthozoa, Scleractinia, Merulinidae. Gene Ontology annotation, cellular component: nucleus. The record is from RefSeq and is a predicted model, not a curated record.